Molecule: messenger RNA, 1305 nt
Organism: Aspergillus nidulans FGSC A4
Lineage: Eukaryota; Fungi; Ascomycota; Eurotiomycetes; Eurotiales; Aspergillaceae
Product: SCO family protein
Exons: 3
Coding region: 21-884 (287 amino acids)
Biological process (GO): cell redox homeostasis; respiratory chain complex IV assembly; intracellular copper ion homeostasis
Cellular component (GO): mitochondrial inner membrane; mitochondrion
Molecular function (GO): copper ion binding; copper chaperone activity
Source: RefSeq, a predicted model, not a curated record
CUUUGCAACCCGCCAUCAAAAUGUCAGUACCGCUCCGGUCCCUAAUGCGGACCCUCGCCCGCACAACUCGUCCACCUCUCCUCUCCGCCCAAUGCCGCGCGCAGGUCUCACAAAACACUCCCCGAUGCACCACACCAUCCCGCUCGCAAUGGCAGCCCUUUUCCACGACACCCGCCCGCCCCAAGGCCAAAACAAUGGGCCAGCUGCGUGCACGUAAUGCAACGGGUCCUUUCUCUUGGAAAGCUGCUCUCCUCUUCGUUCUCACCGGUGCCGGAAUGAUUAUCUAUUUCCGCGUUGAAAAAGAGCGGCUCGAGCGGAAGCGCAUCGCGGAGAUGAGCAAAGGCGUCGGAAGACCAAAGGUUGGCGGGCCGUUUGUGCUAAAAGACCUGAAUGGGGACGUAUUCACGGAGGAGAACUUAAAGGGGAAGUAUUCUUUUGUCUACUUCGGCUUCACACACUGCCCGGACAUCUGUCCCGAUGAGCUCGACAAGAUGGCUGAAAUUAUCGACAAAGUGAAAGAGGCGAACAAGGGCGAGAACAUUUUCGUCCCGGUCUUCAUUACAUGCGAUCCCGCGCGGGAUACGCCCGAGGUGCUGCGCAACUAUCUGCAGGAGUUCCACAAGGAUAUCAUUGGCUUGACAGGGACGUACGAGCAGGUGAAGCAGGUGUGCAAGGCGUACCGUGUGUAUUUCAGUACUCCGCGCGAUGUCAAGCCUGGCGAGGACUAUCUAGUUGAUCACAGUAUUUACUUUUAUCUUAUGGAUCCUGAGGGCGACUUUGUCGAGUGUAUCGGACGGCAGGAUACGCCCGAGACCGCGACGAAGACGAUCAUGGAGCAUAUCAAUGACUGGAAGAGAGAGGGAAAGCCCUUAAAGAGGGAUUAGAAUGUUGCCUUUCCUCGUCCAAGCAACCAUUCGUGUAUUUAUAAUAUCCAUCCUGUCAAGUCUUGUACCAUAGCUCUCCAAUCAUCUAGAAUCCUCCUUUUUGGUCUUCAAUUUUCCAAACCCAUCCCUCUCCCUGUUCUCCCUCCACUCCAUCCCUCCAUCCACAAACUCCUCCCUCUUCCACACCUCAACCCGCUCCUUCACAACCUCAAGCACCCACUCCGCGCCCCUCCAGGCCUCCCCUCUAUGCCCCGCCCCCACCGCAACAACAAUACUCGCCUCCCCAACGGGAACUUCACCAAGCCGAUGCGCGAUAUAGACACCAUUCAGCCCGAACUUCUCAACCGCUUCAGAGGAGAUUUUGUGCAAUGAUUUCAGCGCGAGGGCUGGGUAUGAUGUAUAUGAGAGGCGGGCGACGGGA